Volvox carteri f. nagariensis is the source of this 1170-nucleotide messenger RNA. RefSeq lists its product as uncharacterized. Bases 1 to 1170 code for a protein of 389 amino acids. NCBI's taxonomy places the organism in Eukaryota, Viridiplantae, Chlorophyta, Chlorophyceae, Chlamydomonadales, Volvocaceae. The transcript is spliced from 11 exons. The record is from RefSeq and is a predicted model, not a curated record.
AUGGUAAUUGCGACACCCAGGGCGGCGCUGCUGCUGCUGUUGGCGCUCCAAGGUCUCAGCUGGUUAGCAACUCUAGCGCAAGCCGAAAGAGAAGCGAUUUCAUCGGAUCUGUCCGAGAUUGUUGCUGACCUGACUAACAGGCCACAUGACGAUGUGUUGCAAGUUAAGGAACCGGCCGGCGGUGGCGACAUCCAUUUGGACGAGAUCGAUCUCGACGACCUACCUGGCGACGCGGGGUCCAGGAAGCUGAUGUCGAGCAUCCUCGGGGGCCCCCUGCCCGGUCUCACGCUCAUUCCGCCGGGAUUCCCCGCUCCCAAGCCGCUGUCCGCGGCCAGCCUCGGCCUCAUGGGCCAUAUGGGAGUCCUCGGAAAGGUCGGGGCCUCGGAACUCGCUUUCGCCUCCUACGUGGUAGAGGGGACGGACCCGGUGGCCAUUGCGCUGCGCCAAUUGAGCAUCGUCGCCAUCGAAUCAUACGGCACCGCCGUACAAAACUCCAUCCGAAGGGCUGUUGCCCGCAUAGACGCGCGCCUGGCCCGCUACUCCUCGUUCCUCAAGCGGGAGGCCAGGGCGCUGAAGAAGGCAGAUGCGCAGGACCUGCUGGCGGCCGUGCAAAGAGAGAUACGGAUGCUGGUGAUCGCCCGGGCUGCACUCAAGGACCUCAGUGCGCGGCAGGUCGCGUACGUCAGGUUCCUGACGUCCGCGGCGUCUUCCUGGACGUCCUGGUUCUACGGCAUACAGCUGGAGCUUAACCGCGUGCUUUACAACCUGGGCGAUGUCACCAGGCUUGUGGGCCUCCUGCUGAAGCCCUUCAUCGAUGCCUGGAAGUUUGAGCAGAAGUUCUUCAACACGCUGUACAACAUCAUUUUCAGGGCGUAUGUACGGGAACGCAACCGCCUGACGAUCACACCGGUAGCCACCCUCAUGUAUCGCUUCGGGAGCGGCAAGAACAUCCAGUUUAUGAUCGACAGAGUCACCUCACUCGCGGAAGCGCUGGGCGCUGGUGGUAACGCGGAUGCGCUACUGGCUGCAGCCAGAAGUGCGCGUGACCAGGUGGCGGCGGCGCUGCAAAUGCCAGCACGCUCGGCCGCUGCAGCAGCAGGCCAGCAGAUGCCGGCGUUGCAGCGGCUGGCGGAUAUGCUCCGAAGCCGUGUCGCCGCCGGCGGAUCUUGA